AUGCCGAAGUCAAAGCGCGCGAAGGUCGUACAUCUUACCAAGACGGACAAGAAGGGCAAGGAGCUGUCUUUGAAGCUUUUUGCCAAUGUCCAGGAAGCGGCGGACAAUUUUGAGCACAUCUUUGUCUUCGCCGUAGAGAACAUGCGCAACUCAUACCUCAAGGAACUUCGUCAAGAGUUUGCCGAUAGCCGAUUCUUCUUCGGAAAGACCAAAGUAAUGGCGAAAGCGCUUGGACUCACCCCAGCUGAAGAGCACCUCACCAACCUCUCGGAGCUUAGCCAGCAUCUCAACGGCAAUGUUGGACUUUUCUUCACCAACCGCGACCCCAGUGAGAUGAUCGAGUACUUUGCCAACUACUCGCAAACCGACUUUGCGCGCGCCGGUAUCGUUGCUACACAGACCUUCACAGUCCCCGCCGGUGUAGUCCACUCAAGAGGUGGAGAGAUUCCCGAAGACGAGGACGUGCCCCUCCCGCACAGCAUGGAGACCACCAUCAGGAAAUGGGGCAUGCCAACGAGGCUCGACAAAGGCAAAAUUGUGUUGGAUGUACCGUAUACCGUCGCGGAAGAGGGCAAGGUCAUGAACAGCCAUCAAACAGCGCUACUGAAAAUGUUCGGUGUGGCCAUGGCAGACUUCAAGAUCGACCUCAAGGCCUACUACACCAAGGCGACCGAGUCUGUGACCGAGGUUGGAGCUAUGGAGGAGUAA
Molecule: messenger RNA, 708 nt
Organism: Alternaria arborescens
Lineage: Eukaryota; Fungi; Ascomycota; Dothideomycetes; Pleosporales; Pleosporaceae
Exons: 2
Coding region: 1-708 (235 amino acids)
Biological process (GO): ribosomal large subunit assembly; rRNA processing; ribosomal large subunit biogenesis
Cellular component (GO): preribosome, large subunit precursor; nucleolus
Molecular function (GO): RNA binding
Source: RefSeq, a predicted model, not a curated record